This is a messenger RNA of Rotaria sordida, 821 nucleotides long. The record is from the annotation of a GenBank genome assembly. NCBI's taxonomy places the organism in Eukaryota, Metazoa, Rotifera, Eurotatoria, Philodinida, Philodinidae.
AUUCUUAUAGACAUUCAUAAGUUUUAAAAAAUGAAACUUUUUCUUUCGACGUGUUUUUAGUGAUUACAUUUACUCGAUGUAAUUCUAUUCCAUCAGUAUUACGACCACCUUAUCUAACUGAUGAAGAUUUUGAACGAGGUAAAGCGUUAACAUUCGAAGAACGUCGUUUCAAAUGGACUGAUUUUCGUGAAUAUCUUCCAUCCAAUUCCAAAACUCGUGCCAAUGUAUGGAUUGCUCAAAAAUACAAAUGGCCAAAUGCAAGAGUUCCAUAUGUGAUCAGUUCGCUGUACAAUAAUGAUGAGAGAGCAAUAAUUGCAGAGUCUAUUCGAGAGUGGGAAUCAAAGACAUGUAUCAGAUUUGUUCCAGCAUCUAGUCAAGAUCGUGACUAUCUCGAAUUGACACCUAAUGAUGGAACAAACAACUAUUGUUAUUCAUAUGUUGGUCGACAAGGUGGACGACAAUUUGUAAAAAUGUAUGCACCAACAUGUAUGAGUGUUGGACAGUACGUACAUGAAUUAGGUCACGCUAUUGGCUUUGGACAUGAGCAUCAGAGACCUGAUAGAGACAAUUAUGUUGAAAUCAAAUGGGAGAAUAUUGAUCCGAGUUUCCACUAUGCAUUUGACAAAUACCAGGCUAAUUCCUUUACUACAUUGGGAAUGGUAUACGAUUACUAUUCCAUUAUGCACUAUCCUGAUUAUUCUUAUUCAAGCAAUGGAAAACCAACACUAGUUCCAAAAUAUGAAGGACAUCAGAUUACUUACAUGAAUGUUAGACUCACUCCAACUGAUAUAGAGAAAACGAAAAAGUAUUAUAAUUGUUAA